AUGGUGGCUGGGAUGCUGAUGCCCCUGGGGCAACUGCGCUCUAUCUAUGAGCUGCUCUUCCGUGAUGGCGUCAUGGUGGCACAGAAGGAGCGGUGCCCGCGCAGCGACCAUCCCGAGCUGCCAGGGGUCAGCCACCUGCACGUGCGGCGGGCCAUGGGUUCCCUGCUCUCGCGGGGCCUGGUCCGCGAGACCUUUGCCUGGCGCCACUGCUACUGGUACUUGACGGAUGAGGGCAUUGCCCAUCUUCGCGAUUACUUGCGCCUGCCGCCGGAGAUUGUGCCCGCCACCCUGCAGCGCAUCCGCCACCCUGUUGCCAGGGUGAGGCCUGUCCCACGCCCUCCUCGUACGCAAACCGUGUCAGGGCCGUUUGCCUGCCCCCCCAAGCCUCAGGAGGCCUCGCGGGAAGCCUAUCGCCGGAAGGAGGGCCUUGCCACCCCUGCCGUGCGGGCAGCAUCACAGGGGGCAUCGGGCCUUCCGGCCCCUUCCCCCGCGCCAGCGCCAGACGAGCGAGAUCGGGUCCAGAAGAAAACCUUCACCAAAUGGGUGAACAAGCACCUCAUCAAGGCCCAGCGCCACGUGAACGACCUCUACGAAGACCUCCGCGAUGGACACAACCUGAUUUCUCUCCUGGAGGUGCUCUCAGGAGACACCCUGCCCAGGGAGCGCGACGUGAUCCGGAACUUGCGGCUGCCUCGGGAGAAGGGCCGGAUGCGGUUCCACAAACUGCAGAAUGUGCAAAUUGCACUGGAUUACCUGAAGCACCGGCAGGUGAAGCUGGUUAACAUCCGGAACGAUGACAUCGCAGACGGGAACCCCAAGCUGACGCUGGGCCUCAUCUGGACCAUCAUCCUGCACUUCCAGAUCUCCGACAUCCAGGUGAGCGGCCAGUCAGAGGACAUGACUGCCAAGGAGAAGCUGCUGCUGUGGUCUCAGCGCAUGGUGGAAGGGUACCAGGGCCUGCGCUGCGACAACUUCACCGUCAGCUGGCGCGACGGGCGCCUCUUCAACGCCAUCAUCCACCGGCACAAGCCAAUGUUGAUCGACAUGAACAAGGUGUACCGCCAGACCAACGUGGAGAACCUGGAGCAGGCCUUCUCGGUGGCCGAGCAUGAGUUGGGGGUGACGCGGCUGCUGGACCCUGAAGAUGUAGACGUGCCCCAGCCAGAUGAGAAGUCCAUCAUCACCUACGUCUCCUCGCUCUACGACGCCAUGCCCCGUGUGCCGGAUGUGCAGGACGGUGUUAAGGCCAACGAAUUGCAGCUGCGCUGGCAGGAGUACUAUGAGUUGGUGACCCUUCUUUUGCAAUGGAUCCGGCACCACACGGUGGUCUUUGAAGAGCGGAGGUUCCCGGCUAGCUACGAGGAGAUUGAGGUCCUGUGGCGCCAGUUCCUGAAAUUCAAGGAGACGGAGCUGCCGGCCAAGGAGUCCGACAAGAACCGCUCCAAGGCUAUCUUCCAGUCCCUGGAGCCGGCAGUGCAGUCCGGGCAGGUGAAGGCGCCCCCCGGCUACCACCCGCUGGACGUGGAGAAGGAAUGGGGCAAACUGCAUGUGGCCAUCCUGGAAAGAGAGAAGCUUCUGCGCUCUGAGUUUGAAAGGCUGGAGAGGCUGCAGCGCAUCGUCAGCAAGCUGCAGAUGGAGUCCGGCCUCUGUGAGGAGCAGCUCAACCAGGCCGACACCCUCCUGCAGUCGGACAUCCGGCUGCUGAACGCCGGCAAGGCCCCGCAGAAGUCGGCCGAGAUUGAGCGCGACCUGGACAAGGCCGAUGCCAUGAUCCGCUCGCUCUUCAACGACGUGCAGGCGCUCAAGGACGGGCGCCACCCCCAGGGCGAGCAGAUGUACCGCAGGGUUUACCGCCUGCACGAGCGUCUGGUUGCCAUUCGCACGGAGUACAACCUCCGCCUGAAGUCCGGCUCGGCGCCCAUCGCCCAGGUCACCCUGCCUGUCACCCAGAGGCCCCGGCAGGAGCCGGAGGACGUCACUCUGCGCUACCUGCAGGACUUGCUGGCCUGGGUGGAAGAGAACCAGCGGCGCGUCGGUGCAGCCGAGUGGGGCAUCGACCUGCCCACCGUGGAGUCGCAGCUGGGCAGCCACCGGGGCCUGCACCAGUCCGUCGAGGAGUUCCGCACCAAGAUCGAGAGGGCCCGUGCCGACGAGGCCCAGCUCUCUCCCGGCCCCCGCAGCGCCUACCGGGACUGCCUGACCAAGCUGGAUGUGCAGUACGCCAAGCUGCUGAACUCCUCCAAGGCCCGCCUGCGGCACCUGGAGAGCCUCCACGCCUUCGUGGCGGCCGCCACCAAGGAGCUGAUGUGGCUGAACGAGAAGGAGGAGGAGGAGGUCACCUACGACUGGAGCGAACGCAACAGCAACAUGGCCGCCAAGAAGGAGAGCUACUCGGGGCUGAUGCGAGAGCUGGAGCAGCGGGAGCGGAAGAUCAAGGAGAUCCAGAACACAGGGGAUCGGCUGUUGCGAGAAGAGCACCCGGGCAAGCCAACGGUGGAGGCCUUCCAGGCUGCCCUGCAGACCCAGUGGAGCUGGAUGCUCCAGCUCUGUUGCUGCAUAGAGGCCCACCUGAAGGAGAACGCAAACUACUUCCAGUUCUUUGCUGAUGUGAAAGAAGCCGAGGAGUUCCUGCGCAAGACCCAGGAGACGCUGCGGAAGAAAUUUGCCUGCGACCGCUCCAUCACCGUGACGCGCCUGGAGGACCUGCUGCAGGACUCCCUGGACCAGAAGGAGCAGCUGGCCGAGUACCAGGGGCAGCUGGCCGGGCUGGCUAAGCGGGCCAAGGCCGUGGUGCAGCUGAAGCCCCGUAGCCCGACCACCCCCGUCAAGGGCCGCCUGCCUCUCCAGGCCGUCUGCGACUACAAGCAGAUGGAGAUCACGGUGCACAAGGGCGACUCCGGCACCCUCCUGAGCAAUGCCCAGCCCUACAAGUGGAAGGUGUUGAACGCGGCUGGAAGCGAGGCCGUCGUGCCGUCCGUCUGCUUCGUGGUGCCCCCGCCCAACAAGGAGGCUUUGGAUGCUGUCGGCAGGUUGGAGUCCGCCCACCAGAGCUUGCUGAGCCUCUGGCAGCAGCUGCACAUCGACCUACGGAGCCUCCUCUCCUGGCAGUGCCUGCAGCGAGACAUCCAGCAGAUCCAGUCCUGGUCUCUCCUCAUUUUCCGGACGAUGCCCCCCGAGGACUACCGCCAGACGCUCCGCAGCCUGGAGACCCACUACCAGGAGUUCCUGCGCCACAGCCAAGAUGCACAGAACUUCUUCCCGGACGACCGGCUGCACGUGCAGCGCGAAUACACCACCUGCACCCAGAAGUACGAGCUGCUCCUGCGCAGCCUGGAGAAAGGGGAGCAGGAGGAGUCUCUGUGCAGGAACUUCAUUUCCCAGCUGAAGGACAUCCGCCUGCAGUUGGAGGGCUGCGAGUCCCGCACCAUCCACAAAAUCCGUUCGCCGCUUGACAAAGACCCCGCCAAGGAGUGCGCCCAGCGCAUCAAUGACCAGCAGCAAAUCCACCUGGAGCUGGAGGGCAUCAAAAAGAGCCUGGGCAAAGUGAGCGAGAAGACAGAGCGGGUGCUCUCCCAGCCGGAGCAGGCCGGCUCGGCCCCCACCCUGCGCACCGAGCUGGACGUCACCUUGCAGAAGAUGGACCAAGUGCACAGCCUUUCCAGCGUCUACCUGGAGAAGCUGAAGACUAUCAACCUGGUGAUCCGCAGCACUCAAGGCGCCGAGGAGCUGGUGCGGAAGUAUGAGGAGCCGCUGAAGGGAGUGCAGUCUGUGCCCGCUGACCUCAGGGCGUUGGAGGAGACCAAGGCAGAGCUGAAGAGGCUGCGUGAGCAGGCAGAAGGGCACCAGCCCCUCUUCAGCACUCUGGAGGCGGACUUGUGCAAGGCCGGCGAGGUGAACGAGCGGAUGGUGCGGGGCCACAGCGAGAGGGACGUCGACCUGGACCGCUACCGCGAGCGCGUGCAGCAGCUGCUGGAGCGCUGGCAGGCUGUCUUGGCCCAGAUCGACCUGCGCCAGCGGGAGCUGGAGCAGCUGGGCCGCCAGCUGCGCUACUACCGCGAGAGCUACGACCGGCUCAUCCAGUGGAUCCAGGAGGCCAGGCAGCGGCAGGAGAGCAUCCAGGCCGUGCCCAUCACCGACACCAAGGCCGUGCGGGAGCAGCUGCUGCAAGAGAAGAAACUCCUGGAGGCAUGUGAUCGGAACCGGGUGAAAGUGGAGGAGUGCCAGCGCUUUGCCAAGCAGUACAUUGACGCCAUCAAGGAUUAUGAGCUGCAGUUGGUGACAUACAAGGCCCAGGUGGAGCCGGUGGUCUCCCCAGCCAAGAAGCCCAAAUUUCAGUCUGCGUCAGACAGCAUCAUCCAGGAGUACGUGGACCUCCGGACUCAAUACAGUGAGCUGACCACGCUGACCAGCCAGUACAUCAAGUUCAUCACCGAGACCCUUCGGCGGCUGGAGGAAGAGGAGAAAGCAGCCGAGAAGCUGAAGAAGGAGGAGCAGCGGCGGCUGGCCGAGGUGGAGGCUCAGCUGGAGAAGCAGAGGCAGCUGGCCGAGGCCCACGCCCGAGCCAAGGCCCAGGCGGAGCAGGAGGCCCAGGAGCUGCAGCAGCGCAUGCAGGAGGAGGUCAGCAAGCGGCAGCUGGUCGCCGUGGACGCCGCGCAGCAGAAGCAGAACAUCCAGCAGGAGCUGUCGCAGAUGAAGCUGAACUCCGACCUGCAGAUCCAGUCCCAGCUGCAGCUGAUGGAGGAGGCCGAGCUGAGCCGCAAGAGAGUGGAGGAGGAGAUCCGCAUCAUCCGCCUGCAGCUCACCACCACCGAGAAGCAGAAGCUGGGUGCCGAGGAGGAGCUGCAGGCGCUGCGGGCCCGGGCGGAGGAGGCCGAGCGGCAGAAGAGGCUGGCCCAGGAGGAGGCCGAGCGCCUGCGCAAGCAGGUCGCCGAGGAGGCCCAGAAGAAGAGGGAGGCCGAGGAGGAGCUGAAGCGCAAGGUGCAGGCCCAGCAGCAGGCGGCACGGGAGAAGCAGGCGGCACUGGAGGACCUGGAGGCCUUGCGCCUGCAGGCCGAGGAGGCGGAGCGCAGGAUGAAGCAGGCCGAGCUGGAGAAAGAGCGGCAGAUCCAGGUGGCCCAGGAGGUGGCCCUGAGAAGCUCCGAGGCGGACCUGCAGAGCCGGCGCCUCUCCUUCGCCGAGAAGACGGCCCAGCUGGAGCUCUCCCUCAAGCAGGAGCACAUCACCGUCACCCACCUGCAGGAGGAGGCCGAGCGCCUGCGCAGGCAGCAGUUGGAAGCCGAGCAGGCCCGAGACGAGGCGGAGAAGGAGCUGGAGAAGUGGCGCCAGAAGGCCAACGAGGCCCUGCGGCUGCGGCUGCAGGCGGAGGAGGUGGCCCACAAGAAGGCCCUGGCCCAGGAGGAGGCCGAGAAGCAGAAGGAGGACGCCGAGCGGGAGGCCCGGAAGCGGGCCAAGGCCGAGGAGUCCGCCCUGCGCCAGAAGGAGCUGGCCGAGGAAGAGCUGGAGAAGCAGCGGCGGCUGGCCGAGGGCACCGCCCAGCACAAGCUGCAGGCCGAGCAGGAGCUGAUCCGCCUGAAGGCCGAGAUGGAGAACGGGGAGCAGCAGCGCCUCCUGCUCGAGGAGGAGCUCUUCCGCCUCAAGGCGGAGGUGAGCGAAGCCAUCCAGAAGCGAAAGGAGCUGGAGGAGGAGCUGGCCAAGCUGCGGGCCGAGAUGGAGCUGCUGCUGCGGAGCAAGGCCAAGGCCGAGGAGGAGUCCCGCUCCACCAGCGAGAAGUCCAAGCAGAUCCUGGAGGUCGAGGCCAGCAAGCUGCGGGAGCUGGCGGAAGAGGCGGCCCGGCUGCGGGCCCUCUCCGAGGAAGCCAAGCGGCAGCGGCAGCUGGCCGAGGAAGAAGCGGCCCGGCAGCGGGCAGAGGCCGAGCGGAUCCUCAAGGAGAAGCUGGCGGCCAUCAACGAAGCCUCGCAGCUGAAGGCCGAGGCCGAAAUCGCCUUGAAGGAAAAGGAGGCUGAGAACGAGCGGCUACGGCGUUUGGCGGAGGAUGAGGCCUACCAGCGGCGGCAGCUGGAGGAGCAGGCGGCACAGCACAAGCGCGACAUCGAGGAGAAGAUCGCCCAGCUGAAGCAGUCCUCGGCCAGCGAGCUGGAGAGGCAGAAGGGCCUCGUGGACGACACGCUGAAGCAGCGGCGCAUCAUCGAGGAAGAAAUCCGGAUCCUCAAGAUCCAGUUUGAGAAGGCCUCUGUGGGAAAGGCAGACCUGGAGGAAGAGCUUGGCAAGAUUAAGCACAGUGCGGAGAUGGUCCAGCAGAGCAAAGAGCAAGCUGAGCGUGAGGCAGAGAAGUUGCGACAGCUGGCCGGGGAGGAGGAGAACCGCCGCAGAGAGGCUGAAGAGAAGGUCCAGAAGAUCCUGCUUGCCGAGCGAGAGGCCGGCCGGCAGCGUAAAGCAGCCCUGGAGGAGGUGGAACGCCUGAAGGCCAGGGUGGAGGAAGCCAAGAAGCAGAAGGAGCUGGCCGAGCGCGAGUCGGAGAGGCAGAUCCAGCUGGCGCAGGAGGCUGCUCAGAAGAGGAUUGCUGCCGAGGAGAAGGCCCACCUGGUGGCCGUGCGGCAGAAGGAGCAGGAGAUGCUGCAGACAAGGCAGCAGGAGCAGAGCCUGCUGGACAAGCUGAGGGAGGAAGCCGCCCGGGCCAGGAAGGCCGCCGAGGAAGCCGAGCAGGCCCGAGUCAAGGCCGAGCAGGAGGCCACUUUGUCCCGGCAGCUGGUAGAGGAGGCUGAGCGCCUGAAGCAGCACGCGGAGGAGGAAGCGCAGGCCCAAGCCAAGGCGCAGGGGGAGGCCGAGAAGCUCCGGAAGGAGGCCGAGCGGGAGGCGGCCAAGAGGGCGCAAGCAGAGAAAGCUGCUCUCCGGCAGAAGCAACUGGCUGAUGCAGACAUGGAGAAGCAUAAGAAGUUUGCUGAGCAGACUCUGCGGCAGAAGGCCCAGGUGGAGCAGGAGCUGGCCAAGGUCAAGCUGCAGCAGGAGGAAACCGACCACCAGAAGAACAUCUUGGAAGAGGAGCUGCAGCGGCUGAAGGACGAGGUGACUGAAGCCAUGAAGCAGAAGGCCCAGGCCGAGGAGGAGCUCUUCAAGGUGAAGAUCCACAUGGAGGAGCUGAUCAAGCUGAAAACACGCAUCGAGGAGGAGAACAAGGUGCUCAUCAUGAAGGACAAGGACAACAUGCAGAAGUUCCUGGUGGAAGAGGCAGAGAAGAUGAAGCAGGUGGCGGAGGAGGCCGCUCGGCUGAGUGUGGAGGCGCAGGAGGCCGCUCGCAUGAGGAAGCUUGCGGAGGAGGAUCUCGCACAGCAGCGGGCCCUGGCCGAGAAGAUCCUCAAGGAGAAGAUGCAGGCUGUGCAGGAAGCCACGCGGCUGAAGGCGGAGGCGGAAGUGCUGCAGAAGCAGAAGGACCUGGCCCAGGAACACGCCAAGAAGCUGCAGGAAGACAAGGACCAGAUGCUGCAGCAGUUGGCGGAGGAGACAGAGGGCUUCCAGAGGACCUUGGAGGCGGAGCGCAAGCGGCAGCUGGAAAUGAGCGCCGACGCAGAGCGCCUGAAGCUGCAAGUGUCCGAGAUGAGCCGGGCCCAGGCCAAGGCGGAGGAAGAGGCCCGGCGGUUCAAGAAGCAGGCGGAGGAGAUCAGCCAGAAGCUGCACCAGACGGAGCUGUCCACCCAGGAGAAGAUGACGCUGGUGCAGACCCUGGAGAUCCAGAGGCACCAGAGCGGACAGGAUGCCGAGAAGCUGAGGCAAGCCAUCGCGGAGCUGGAGAAGGAGAAGGAGAAGCUGAAGCGGGAGGCCGGCCUGCUGCAGCAGAAGGCAGAAGAGAUGCAGAUGGCCCAGAAGGAGCAGCUGCGCCAGGAGACACAGAUGCUCCAGCAGUCGUUCCUCUCGGAGAAGGACACGCUCCUGCAGAAGGAGAGAUUCGUCGAGGAGGAGAAGGCGAAGCUGGAGAAACUCUUCCAGGACGAAGUGAACAAAGCGCGGGGCCUGAAGGCGGAGCAGGACCGUCAGCAGAAGGAGAUGGAGGAGGAGAAGCAGCGGCUGAGGGGCAACCUGGAGGAGGCCAGGAAGAAGCAAGCAGAGGCGGAGGAGAACGUCCGCCUGAAGCAGGAGGAGCUGCAGCGCCUGGAGGAGCAGCGGCGGCAGCAGGAGAAGCGGCUCGCUGAGGAGAACCAGAAGCUGAGGGAGAAACUGGAGCGCCUGCAAGAGGAGCACCGGGCGGCCCUGGCUCAGACCCGAGAGAUCAUGAUCCAGACGGACGACCUGCUGCAGGUGGCCGCGGUUCCUUCCCUCCAAGCGCCUCCACUGAAAGCCGUGCCCAACGGGAGAGACGUGGUAGACGGCAUAGCUCAAAAUGGCGAGCCAGAGUUAGCCUUCGAUGGCAUCCGGCAGAAAGUGCCUGCCCAGAAGCUGGCGGAGGCUGGCAUCUUAAGCAGAGAGAACCUGGAGAAGCUGGCCAAAGGCACGGUGACCACGGAGCAGCUGUCGCAGAGGGACGACAUCAGGAGGUACCUGCAAGGAACGAGCAGCAUCGCCGGCCUGCUGAUCAAGCCGGCCAAUGAGAAGAUGAGCAUCUAUCAGGCCUGGAAGCGGCAGCUGCUGAGCCCGGGCACGGCUCUCAUCCUGCUGGAGGCCCAGGCAGCUUCUGGCUUCAUCGUAGACCCUGUGAGGAACAGGAGAAUGUCUGUCAACGAGGCCGUGAAGGAAGGCAUGGUUGGCCCAGAGCUGCACAACAAACUGCUGUCUGCUGAGAGGGCGGUGACUGGCUAUAAAGACCCCUACACCGGGGACAAGAUCUCCCUCUUCCAGGCCAUGACGAAGGACCUCAUUGUGAAGGAUCACGGCAUUCGACUCCUGGAGGCCCAGAUUGCUACCGGGGGCAUCAUAGACCCCAUCAACAGUCACCGGCUGCCCGUUCAAGCGGCGUACAAGCGAGGCUACUUCGACGAGGCGAUGCAGCAGAUCCUGUCUGACCCAACUGAUGACACCAAGGGCUUCUUUGACCCCAACACCCAUGAGAAUCUGACCUACCUGCAGCUGAUGGAGAGGUGUGUGACUGACCCAGAGACGGGCCUCUUCCUCCUGCCCCUGACGGGCAAAGCGGCCGCGGGGGAGCUGGCCUGCACUGACCAGGAGGCCAAAGACGUCUUCCAGAAAGCCACCGUCUCUGCACCCUUUGGCAAGUUUAAGGGCAAGACUGUAACCAUCUGGGAAAUCAUAAACUCUGAGUAUUUCACUGAGGAGCAAAGGCGGGACCUGCUGCGCCAGUACAAGACAGGGAAGAUCACUGUGGAGAAGAUCAUCAAAGUGAUCAUCACAGUGGUGGAGGAGAGCGAGAAGAAGAGCCAGCUCUGCUUCGAUGGCCUCCGAGCUCCUGUUCCCGCCGCUGAGCUCCUGGAGAGCAACAUUCUCAACCAAGAUCUUUACAACCAGCUGCAACAGGGGAAGAAGUCCGUGAAGGACGUUGCCGGCGUUGAUUCCAUUAAGAGGUAUCUGAAGGGCAGCAGCGCCAUCGCGGGGGUCUUGGUGGAAUCCACUGGCCAGAAGCUGUUGCUCAGUGAGGCCUUGAAGAAAAGCCUCCUCAAGCCAGAGGUCGCCCUCAUGCUUCUGGAGGCCCAGGCUGGCACCGGGUACAUCCUUGACCCAGUGAGGAACGAGAUGCUCCCAGUGGACGAGGCGGUGCGGGCCGGCAUGGUUGGGCCCGAGUUGCACGAGAAGCUGCUCUCCGCAGAGAAAGCUGUGACCGGCUACAAGGAUCCCUACACGGGGCAGGUGGUCCCUCUCUUCCAGGCUCUGCAGAAAGGCCUCAUCCCUAAGGACACGGGGAUCCGCCUGCUGGACGCCCAGCUGGCCACCGGUGGCAUCAUCGACCCCGUCCACAGCCACCGCCUCCCUCUGGAGGCUGCCUGCAGGCGGGGCUGCUUCAGCGAGGAGAUGCACAAGGCGUUGUCUGCGCCAGCCGACGAGGCCAAGCUGUACUAUGACCCCAACGGCCAGGAACGCAUCACCUACACUCAGCUGCAGGCUAGGUGCCCAGUGGACAAGCAGACAGGGCUCCACCUGCUCCCGCUCUCAGAGCAGGCCAUCCGCAUGCAGCAGGAAGAAGUCUACUCGGACAGUCAGGCCAAGGAGUCCUUUGACAAGACGGCCAUCGAAGUGCCCGCCGGCAACUUGAAGGGCAAGACAGUCACCAUCUGGGAGCUGAUCCACUCCGAAUAUUUCACGGAAGAGCAACGGAGGGAGCUGAUCCGGCAGUACAAAUCGGGCAAGGUGACCAUCGAGCGGGUCAUCAAAAUCAUCAUCACCAUUGUUGAAGAGGCGGAGGCCAAGAAGCAAGAGAAGCUGACGUUCAGCGGCCUGCGGGCCCCGGUACCUGCGAGCCGGCUGCUGGAGUCCAGGAUCCUAAGCGAGGGCCAGUACGAGCAGCUGAAGGACGGGCGCAAGUCUGUGAAGGAGCUCUCUGAGGCGGAGGCCGUCCGGCGGUUCCUGCAGGGGAGCGAGGCCGUGGCCGGCGUCUAUGUAGAAGGGACCAAGGAGAAGCUGAGCAUCUACGAGGCCAUGCGGAGGAACCUGCUCUUGCCCAGCACGGCCGCCAUCCUCCUGGAGGCCCAGGCGGCCACGGGGUUCCUGGUCGACCCCAUCAGGAACCAGAAGAUGUAUGUGAACGAGGCGGUGAAGGCUGGCCUCGUGGGGCCGGAGCUGCAUGAGAAGCUGCUGUCUGCAGAGAAGGCGGUCACGGGGUACAAAGACCCUUACUCGGGGAACACCAUUUCUCUCUUUGAGGCCCUGAAGAAAGGACUGGUCCUGAGGGAGCACGCCACCCGCCUGCUGGAGGCCCAGCUGGCCACAGGGGGCAUCAUCGACCCUGUGCACAGUCACCGCCUGCCCGUGGAGGUGGCCUACAGGCGGGGCUACCUGGACGAAGCCAUGAACCGAACCCUCUCAGACCCUACGGAUGACACCAAGGGCUUUUUUGACCCCAACACUAAGGAGAACCUGACCUACUUGCAACUGAAGGAGAGGUGCGUUGAAGAUCCCGAGACCGGCCUCUACCUCCUGCCCCUGACACAGCCUGAGAGGCCCGCAAUAGUGGAGACCACCCAAGUGUACACAGAGGCAGAGACCAAGAAGGUGUUUGAGGAGACACAGAUUGACAUUCCAGUGGGAGACAUGGCCGGCUCCUCCAUGACCCUGUGGGACAUCAUGCACUCCGACCUCCUCCCUGAGGAGCAGCGCAAGCGGCUGAUGGAGGAGUUCCGCUCGGGCCAGGUGACCAAGGAGCGCAUGAUCAUCAUCAUCAUUGAAAUCAUAGAGAAAACUGAGAUCAUCCGGCAGCAAGACCUCACCUCCUACGAUUACGUCCGGCGCCGCAUCACCGCUGAAGACCUGUAUGAGGCCAGGAUCAUCUCCCUGGAGAUAUACAAUGAGCUGAAGCAAAGCUCCAAGACCAUCCGCGAGGUUCUAGAGAUAGAAACCAUCUGGAAGUAUCUCUAUGGCACCGGCUGCAUCACUGGCAUCUACAUCCCAUCCAGCAAGCAGAAGCUCGGCAUCUACCAGGCUCUGAAGAAAGGGCUGAUCAGUCCAGAGGUGGCGCGACCCUUGCUGGAAGCCCAGGCUGCCACAGGCUUCAUCGUUGACCCCAUCAAAAACGAGAUGUUAACGGUUGACGAGGCUGUCCGGAAAGGGGUGGUGGGCCCCGAAAUGCACGACCGGCUUCUGUCCGCCGAGAGAGCUGUGACUGGCUACCGUGACCCUUACAGCGAGCAGAAAAUCUCUCUUUUCCAGGCCAUGAAGAAAGAUCUCAUCCCUUCUGAAGAAGCCCUCCGACUGCUGGAUGCCCAGCUGGCCACAGGAGGCGUAGUAGACCCUCACCUGGGCUUCCACCUGCCCUUGGAAAUUGCCUACCAGCGCGGCUACCUCAACAGAGAGACUUACGAGAGACUGUCCGAGCCCAGCGAGGUCCGCAGCUACGUGGACCCUUCCACGGACGAGAAGCUCAGCUACGCGCAGAUCCUCAAACGAUGCAAGAAAGAUGAGAACACCGGCUGCCUGCUGCUGCCGCUUGGCGACACCCGGAAGCUGACUUUCCGAGGCCUGAGGAAGCAGAUCACCGUGGAGGAGCUGGUGCGCUCCAAGGUCAUGGAUGAAGCGACGGCUCAGCGCCUCCAGGAUGGCCUCACCUCUGUGGAGGAGGUCUCCAAAAACCUGCAGAAGUUCUUGGAGGGCACCAGCUGCAUCGCCGGGGUCUACGUGGACUCCACGAAGGAGAGGCUGUCCGUGUACCAGGCAAUGAAAAAGGGCAUCAUCCGUCCCGGCACAGCCUUUGAGCUGCUGGAAGCUCAGGCGGCCACCGGAUACGUCAUUGACCCCAUCAAGGGCCUCAAACUGACGGUGGAGGAGUCGGUGCGCAUGGGGAUUGUGGGCCCAGAGUUUAAGGACAAGCUGCUUUCUGCAGAGCGAGCAGUGACCGGCUACAAGGACCCCUACUCAGGCAAACUGGUCUCCCUGUUCCAAGCCAUGAAGAAGGGGCUGAUCCUGAAAGAUCACGGGAUCCGGCUGCUGGAAGCUCAGAUUGCUACAGGAGGCAUUAUUGAUCCAGAGGAGAGUCAUCGCUUGCCUGUAGAGGUAGCGUACAAGAGAGGUCUAUUUGAUGAGGAAAUGAAUGAGAUCCUGUUAGAUCCCAGUGACGACACCAAAGGGUUCUUUGACCCUAACACAGAGGAGAACCUGACAUACCUGCAGCUGAUGGAAAGGUGCAUCACAGACCCAGAGACGGGGCUUUGUCUUCUGCCCUUGAAGGAGAAGAAGCGGGAGAGGAAGACUUCCUCCAAGUCCUCUGUCCGCAAACGCAGGGUGGUGAUUGUGGAUCCAGAGACGGGGAAAGAAAUGUCUGUGUACGAAGCCUACCGCAAAGGCCUCAUUGACCACCAGACUUAUUUGGAGCUGUCUGAGCAGGAGUGCGAAUGGGAGGAGAUCACCAUUUCCUCCUCGGAUGGGGUGGUCAAGUCAAUGAUCAUCGACCGGCGGUCGGGGCGGCAGUACGAUAUCGACGAUGCCAUCGCCAAGGGGCUGAUCGACCAGUCUGCCCUGGACCAGUAUCGCUCAGGCUCCUUGUCCAUUACGGAGUUUGCGGAUAUGUUGUCUGGCAACAUGAGUGGAUUCCGAUCUCGGUCAUCUUCCGUCGGCUCCUCUUCUUCCUAUCCUAUCAGCCCGGCCCACGUCAGAGGUCAGUUGACGUCUUGGAGCGAUCCUGCGGAAGAGACUGGUCCUGUGGCCGGCAUCCUGGACACGGACACCCUGGAGAAAGUGUCCAUCACGGAGGCCAUGCACCGCAACCUGGUGGACAACAUCACCGGCCAGAGGCUGCUGGAGGCCCAGGCCUGCACUGGGGGGAUCAUUGACCCAAGCUCUGGGGAGAAGUUCGCCGUUGCCGAUGCUGUCAACAAAGGCCUUGUUGACAAAACCAUGGUGGACAGGAUCAACCUGGCUCAGAAAGCUUUCAAUGGUUUUGAGGACCCAAGAACCAAGUCCAAGAUGUCCGCCGCGCAGGCCCUGAAGAAAGGCUGGCUGUACUACGAGGCCGGCCAGCGGUUCCUGGAAGUGCAGUACCUGACAGGGGGGCUGAUUGAGCCCGACGCAACCGGCCGGGUCUCGCUUGAUGAGGCGCUGCAGAAGGGCACCAUCGAUGCCCGGACCGCCCAGAAGCUGCGGGAUGUGAACACCUACUCCAAGUACCUGACCUGUCCCAAAACCAAGCUCAAGAUCUCCUACAAGGAGGCCAUGGACAGGAGCAUGGUGGAGGAAGGGACCGGCCUGCGCUUGCUCGAAGCUUCCUCCCAGUCCAGCAAGGGCUACUACAGCCCCUACAACGUCAGCGGCUCCGGCUCCGCCUCUGGCUCUCGCUCGGGGUCACGAACUGGUUCUCGGCAGGGGUCCAGGCGAGGGAGCUUUGAUGCGACGGGAUCGGGCUUCUCCAUGUCCUUCUCUUCCUCCUCCUACUCCGCAUCCAGUUAUGGGCGCAGAUACCCAUCUGGCCCCAGCAGCUGUGCUGAUGCAGCUGGACUCAGCAGCCCCUCCUUCCGCCUGAACGGGAGCGGCGGGGGGGAGGAAAGCCAGCCAAAGCGCCUUGAGCGGCAGGGGCCGCCGCAGCUGUCCGUGGCAGGAGGAGAGGACCCUUGUGCCAUGCCUUGUGCCGUGCGGUCGGCGGCAUCCGCAGGCAGGAAGGAAGAGCCUCAGACCAGCCUAGCCUCCCAGAGACAUUCCCACGGCCCCUUCAGCUCUACAAAGCUCCUGAAGAAGUUGCUGCCUGGGCCCUCUGCCACGCCGGCCUCAACAGGGAUGACCUCGGGAAGCACUCUCUGCCCCCAAAGCUGUCCCAUCGGCUGGCCUCCCCUCAACCAUGUGGACUUGGCACUCGGACUGGCUGUCGGCUGCUUGCAUGCGCUUCUGGUGACGGAGGUGGUGCAGGAUCAUGACACUCUGGGCAUGGGGAGCAGCUUGGCCCUCCCCGCUGGUUAUAAGAUGAGAAUGCCCCCUCCCCCCCCGGCCUCCAUGGCUGCCGAGGGCUUCGUUUCUGAAGAAGAGGGCAGAGGCUCACCCGAGCCCCAAGUCUCAGCUGCUUGUGGUUGUUCCGCCCAUGUUGGAAUGUCGUGUGAGGCAAUGGAGAUGGUGCAGGGAGAUCCAGGUUCAAAUCCUGCUGAGGGGCUCUGUGCAGUUCUGAGCUGGCAGCUCUCUGUUGACGCCGGCCAGAAGUUCCUCUCCACGGACGCCACUGUCUUCUCGGGAUGCAGCUCGGCUGCCUCAUCGCCAAACUCUGAAGAGGGUCCUGAGAGGGCCUGGCCGAGGUGCGAGGGGAAGGAGCGCAGCCCGGGGGUGGACGUCCGAGAGCAGCUGCUCUCUCUGCGCCACUGGCUGGAUGCGCUGGAGAAGAGGCUGCCGGGCCUGCCAGGCCAGGAGGACUCCGCCCUGGAGGUAAGUCCAGGGGCCCAGGCGGCCGCGACGUCUCGCAGCCUGGCCGUGGUGAGUGGGGGCAGGGAGGUGGGACAGUCGGCCAGAGCACAGCAAGUCGGCUUGUGCAAGUCCUCAGCUCUUCUGCUGCCUUUGCAAGAGAUCAGCUUCUCUGGAAUGAAGGACUUUGGGUACACAGCUUCCCGGAUGGGGGCAGCCUGCCGCUGGGCCCCCGGGAUGCGCAGGGCUUCCCGCGGAACCCUCCCCGAGGACGGCCCGGGAGGGAGAGCUGCAGCCCCCGGCGGACAGGACAGCGAAGCCCGCCAAGCGCUCUGGAAGAAGCACAGCAGCCACUUCCCCUGCCCUGCCAGGCUGCUCCUCCCGGCCCCAGCAGAAGUGCCACCUGGCUGGCCCGCCGGAGCAGACCAGCCGCUCAAAGGAGAGCAGGCGGCCGAGCUGACCGCGUGGCCCCCCGGCCGGCCUGCCCGCCGCACCCUCCACACCUGCGGAGCUUCCCUGCUGCUCCCUGAAGGCCGGGAGCCUCUGAACCCCGCCCCCGGGGCCAUGGGCAACUCGGGGGGCAGGCCCAGCUGCCUGGGGGUCAAGGGCCAGAAAUCGGAGGACUUCCUGAAGGACUCGUACCUCAAGGACCUGGGCCUGGACCCCGGGGCCCCCUCCGGGAGGAACAACGCGGAAGGAGGCCACGCGGGCCCCCCGGAAAAGCCGCCCCUCAACCCGAUGGUGAUAGAGAACGGCUGGCCCCUCGCCCAGCAGGGCAGCCCCCUCCCCAAGCAAGACAACCGGGACGUCAAAGUGCAGCACCGGGGCCUGAGCUGCAACCCGCUGAAGGCCCGCCUGGAGGCCGCCUGGGCCCCCCCCGGGGAACUUCUCCCGAGGGGGGGUGCGGGCAGCAGCUGGGCCUGGAAGCCCCUCGAGGUGACCGAGGUGACCGAGGUGACGGAGACUGUGGUGACCGAGAUCGUGGAGGUGACCGAGUACCCCAGCGGGGACAAAAGCCACGAGCCGGUGGUCACCAGGACGGUGAAGGUGCUGACGGAGUGUGCGGGAGCCCUGCCGGAGGCAGUGGCCUUCCUGGGAGAGCGGCAGAGCCCCGAUCAGGCCCGGGAGACCUUGGGGGAGCUGCUCAACUGGGUCAGGGACAUGGAAGACCUGGUGGCCAGCCAGAAAGCCCCUUCCUCGGAAGCAAAGGUGGUGAAGGCCCAGCUGCGGGAGCAGAAGGGGCCUCCAGGGGCUGGCGACAGCGUAUCUCCUGGGCUUCCUGGCCCCGUAUCAGUCUGCCCGAGUACUGAGGGCCUCCUGGCAUGCGACAAAGUCCCGGGCAGGAGGACCCUGGAGCAGAUGUUCCGGGGGAGGCUUUGUGCCUCCCAAGCCCAGCUCUUAAAGCGGCUCCUGGAGGAGCGCCGGGCCCCUGUGGAACGAAUGCUGCAGGCUGGAGAGACGCCCCUCGAGCCCGCUGGCAGGACUGACGGGCACGAAAGGAAUGGGGGCCUCGCCAACCUUCGGGAGAAGUGGACUGCCUUAAUUCGGGGGGCAGAAGCCAGGCACAGCUGCUUGGAGCAGAUCCUUCCUGCCGCUCAGACCUUCCAGCAAUCAGUUGAUGCCUUCCAGGACUGGCUGAGCGCCACUGAGCGCCAACUGGCCCAGCUCUGGCACGCCAACGGGAGCCUCAGCCAGGCGCAAGACUCACACCAGCAGAUCCAGGACCUGAGCAAGGAAAUUCAGGCCAAGCCGGGAGAGCUGGAAGGGUUCCUGAGGCAUGGGCAGCGGCUGCUGGAGAUGGUGUCAGGCGAAGAAGCCCAGCUUGCCCAGGAGAAGAUGGACUCCCUGCGGAUGAGGUUCCUGAUCGUGGGCCGGAGCUGCACCGACAUCUUGCACCGGCUGGAGCAGACCUUGGAGGCCUCUUCCCGGCUGGGGCCCACCCAGGAGGACCUGGCCCUGUGGCUGAGCCGCAUGGAGCGGGAGCUGCCCCCCCAGGGCAGGGCGCCCGGAGAUGGGCCUGGCCCCCUCGCGGCUGCGGACAGAGAGAAGGGUUACCUGGCCUUAGCCCAACUGAAGGAAGGGUGUGGGGAAGUGGCCUUGGGUUUCAAGCCAGUACUUGUGGGCAGGGCCGCCCUCCGAUCCCUCGGCCGGCAACCCAAAUCCACUCUGGCUCCUGGCUCUGGCCGUCCAAGCCUUCCCACUGGGGCAGAGAAGGAGGAGGAUGCCUCCUCCAGUGGAAGGACCCCCACCCACCCACCCGGCCGCCUUGUCCCUUCUCCAGGAGGGCUGACUCAGCUGGGUCUUCUGUCUCAGUUUGAGCAGGCUCUGGGAUCAGGGAUGGCCCACGGGUCCCACCUCCUCGCGCGCUUGGAAGAGCUGAGCCAAGUCCACCUCGAUGCCCAUGCCCUCCACUUGCAGAUCACCGAUCAGAAGCUCCUGUCCGCAGAGAUUCUGCACCACUGUGGCCUGGUGGAGCGGCUCGUGGCUCUGGCUGAGCCCCUGCUCGGCUUCUGCUCUCCGGCUGUGAAGCAGCAGCUCCAGCCGUUGGUGCAGCCUCUGCAGGAGCAGGCAGAGCAUCUCUUGCGUCAGAGUCCAGCCUGCGCCAUGCGGCUGGAGCAGGCCCAGUUGCUGCUGGCCCAGUAUGCAGAGACCCGGGAGGAGCUGUCCCCGUGGCUGGAAGAGACGCAGCGUGAGCUGGAAUGCUUCUCCCUGGACGCCCUCAGCUGUGACACCCUCAAGGACCAGCAGGAGCUGCUGCAGAGUCUUCGGGAGGCCGUUGCUGAACACAAGCCCUUGAUGGCCAAGCUCCAGCGGGUGCUGGCGCAGCUGGCCCAGCUCUGCCCACAGGAGGCCAGCCCCUUCCAGCAGGGCUGGCAACAGGCGGAGGAGCAGUACGGGGGCAUCCAAGAGCGCGUUGGUCAGGCUGCAGCUGUUUUGGAAGAGGCCCUCCCCCGCUAUAGCCAGCUGUCGGAGCGCCUGGAGCUGAUGGCGGAGAGCCUGGAGAGGCUGCGGAGCCACGUGCAGAACCCGCCCCCCACGUGGGGGGACUCGGCCUGGCUGCGGGAGCAAGUGAGGGAGAACAGCCUCCGGCUGGCCGACCUGGAGAAGCUUGGUGUGGCUCUGGAGACCCUCCGUGGGCAGGGGGCCGAGCUGCUGGCCACUAUGCCGGCUGGUGUGAGCGGAGGGAUCCAUGCCCGCGUGGAGCAGCUGCGGAGCCAGUGGGAAGGGCUGUGGCGGCGAGCGGAGGAGCAGGAGAGCUGGCUGCAGGGCCUGCUGGCUCUGGCCGACCGCUUCUGGCACGGGCUGGCCGACCUCGGGGCCACCCUCAGUGAGACCCUGCAGGGGGUGCUGGAUCUAGUCGAAGUCUCCUCGGACCCCGAGGCCAUUCAGGCCGGGCUCGGGACCAUGCAGGUGCUGCGAGAAGAGAUCGACGGCCUGCAGAGCCAGCUGGACUCCCUGGGGGCCCUGGGCGUGGAGCUGAUGUCCUCGUGCGGAGACCUGGACAAGCCAGACGUCACCAAGAGCUUGGACGAUCUCUACGCCUCCUGGAACAGCCUCAGCAAGAUGUGGGUGGAGCAGCAGAGCCGCCUGGAGGAACACCUGCAGGCCUCCCUCCUGGGCCAGGAGACGGUGGAGAGGCUGUCAGGCUGGAUGGAGAUGGCUGAGGUGCGGAUUGCGGAGGAGUUCCUGGUAGGGGGGGAUCCGGGCGUGGUGAAGCAGCAGCUCCUGGAGCUGAAGGACUUCAAACGAGAGCUGUACCAGUGCAGGGUGGACAUGGAGAGCCUGCGGCACUGGGGGGGGGCCAGGGGGGCUGCCAACAGGUGCCCCCCAGACGCUCUCGGUGGCUUGCAGGAGCGCUGGAGCCGCCUGGAGGAGGAGAUUGUGAGCCGGCAGCACCAGCUGGAAGAGGCCCUGCUGGGCUUGGGCCACUUCCAGAGCCAGCUGGAGGGGCUUCUGCAGUGGCUGCUGCACACCACGGAGCAGCUGCAGGACCGGACCGCCCCCUGCCUGGACCUGCAGAGCUGCGAGAUCGAGCUGGCCAAGCACAAGGUGCUGCAGAAUGAUGUCGUGUCCCGCACGCGCACGGUGCAGUCUGUGACGGAGGCUGGCGAAGGCCUGCUGGUGUCCGUCGGGGGCCCCUGCGAGGAGGGCUUGCAAGGCAGCCUCCAGCAGCUCCGCCAGCGCUGGGACUUUGUCCUGGCCGAGAUGGCGAGUCGCCAGCUGGAGCUGGAGAACAACCUGAGCCAGGCGCAGGACGUCGCCCUGGAGAGGACCGAGCUGCUUCAGUGGCUGGACCAGGCGGAAGUGCGGCUCUUCUCCACCCAGCCUCCCUGGGGGCACCCCGAGACUGCCAAGGAGAAGCUGGCAGCGCACCUGGAGCUGUGCAAGGAGACGGAGGCGAAGCAGGAGGCCUAUGACCGGCUGCGGGGGCGUCUUCGACGCCUGCUGGCCUCCAGCCCCCCUCCCUGGCCCUCCAGCACUGAGCAUAGCCUGAGCAUCCUGGAGCAGAAGUGGGGCCGCGUGGCCAGCCUGGUCCAGGAGAGGAAGGAUCAGCUCAGCGAGGGCCUGACGGUGACCACAGAGUUCCACUCCACCUCCCAGGAACUGCUGAAGGGGGUGGGGGUCCUGGAAGAGGCCCUGGGGGUCAUGUCCCCACCCAGCUUUGUCCUGGAGACCCUCACUCACCAGAUCCAGGAGCAGAAGUGGGGCCACACUGAGCUGGCCUCUAGCCCUGUGGCCAGCUCCCCCUGGCAGGGGGACUGGGGGGGAAGAGGGGCUCUGGCCUGCGGGCCCACCUGCCCUGUCGGCCCCUGCCAGGCUCUGCUCCAGGAGGCCCAGGCCCACAGGGAGAGGCUGGUGGGGCUGGAGGCGCUGGCCGCCCGCAUGAAGGACUUCAGCCAGAGGCAGGACUGCAGGGCCCUCCACAGCCUGGUGCUGACUGCCGAGGAGCGGCUGGCCAGAGUGCUUCAGCAACUCAGCCAGAGGGGCAGCGUCCUGGAAGAGGCCCGCAAACGUGCCAAGCAGUUCCGUGAGUCUUGGCAGCUGCUUCUCGACUGGCUGGAUGAGUCGGAGUCCACUCGGGAGACACUCAGCAGCGCCCCCAAGAGCCCGGAGGAGGUCAAGGGCCAGCUGGGAGAGCACAAGGAGUUCCAGAAGGGCCUUCGCACCAAGCGGCCGGUGUACGAGGCAACCCUGCGGAGCGGGCGCUUGCUCCGCGAGAAGGCCCUGCUCCCGGAGGAUGCGCAGGCUCUGGAUGAGAUGCUGGGAGAACUGAAGGAGCGCUGGGAAGCCGUGUGCAGCCAGGCGGCAGAGAGGCAGCACAAGCUGGAAGAGGCGCUGCUCUUCUCGGGCCACUUCCCCGAUGCCCUGCAGACCCUCAUGGACUGGCUGUACCGGGUCGAGCCGCAGCUGGCUGAGGAGACGCCCGUGGCAGGUGACAGAGACGUGGUCAGCGCACUGAUGGACAAGCAUAAGGCCUUCCAGAAGGAGCUCGGGCAGCGGGCCAGCUGCGUCCGGACCCUCCGGCGCUCCGUGCGUGACCUGACGUGGGGCAGCCAGGUGGGCGACUCCCAGUGGCUGCAAAACCAGGUGGAAGAGCUGGGCCACCGCUGGGAACUCGUCUGCAGACUCUCCAUCUCCAAGCAGGCACGGCUGGAGGCUGCGCUGAGGCAGGCAGAGGAGUUUGACCGGCUGGUGCGCUCAUUCCUGGGCCACCUGUCUGAGGCGGAGAAGAGGAUCAAGUGCGGAGUCUUCCCAGCAGAGGCGACGGCGGUGCAGGAGCGCCAGAGCCAGCUGAAGGAGGUGAGCCAGAGCCUGCGGUGCCACCAGCUGGAACUAGACUGCAUCACUUCGCUGGGGGAGGAGAUGCUGAGCUCCUGCCACCCUGACGCCGUCAUCACGCUCCGAUCCUGGCUGACCGUCACCAGGAGCCGCUUCCAGGAGGUGGAGAGCUGGGCCCAGCAGCAGGAGGGGCGGCUGCAGGCCCAGGCCUCGUCCCUGGCCACGGAACAGGAGGAGGCAGCCCGGCUGAUGGACUGGAUUGCGGCCGCUGAGGAGUCCCUGAACCUGCGGGACCUGGAGCCCCUCCCGGAGGACGCCGGUCAGCUGCAAGAGCUCAGCGCGCAGCAUGCGGUGUUCAUGGAGCAGUUGAACCAGAAGCAGCCAGAUGUGGAGAAAGUCACCAAGAGCAGCCAAUGCAGACUGCCCAGGGACCCCCCGCCCCCCCACAAGCUGCCUUCCCGGCGACGGUCAGCUGGCAGACUUCCCCAGAGGGCUCCCGCCGCCGUGCCCCUGGACGACCUGGGGCUGCAAAGCCCCCUCCUGGCACGACUGGCGCGCUGCUGGCAGCAACUCUGGCUGCUGGCCCUGGACAGGCAGUAUCGGCUGGAGAAAGCCCAGCAGCACCUCCAAGAGGUGGAGGAGUUCUCCCACUUUGACUUUGCUAUCUGGCGAAAGCGGUACCUGCAAUGGAUCAGCCACAUGAAGUCUCGGGCCCUGGAUGUGUUCCGAGGCAUCGACAGGGACCAGGACGGGCGCAUCAGUCAGCAGGAGUUCAUUGAGGGCGUCCUCUCCUCCCGAUUCCCCACCAACGUGCUGGAGAUGAGUGCCGUCGCCAGCAUCUUUGACCUGAAUGGGGACGGCUACAUCGACUACUAUGAGUUUGUCAGCGCCCUGCACCCCAGCCGGGACCUUCUGCGCAGGAAUGCAGAUACGGACCAGAUCCAGGAUGAGGUGAACAGGCAGGUGUCGCAGUGCAGCUGUGCCAAGCGCUUCCAGGUGGAACAGAUCAGUGCCAACAGAUACAGAUUUGGGGAGUCCCAGCAGCUGCGCAUGGUGCGCAUCCUGCGAAGCACCCUGAUGGUGCGUGUGGGGGGAGGCUGGAUUGCUCUGGACGAGUUCCUGGUCAAGAACGACCCCUGCAGAGUGAAGGGCAGGACCAACAUGAAGCUCAACGAGAAGUACCUGGCCCCCGAAUCCUCGGCGUGCAGAGGGGCCGGCAGCGCCAAGGCCCCGUCUCCCGGCCUCUCCAUGUCCAGCCUCAGCCUCUACAGCAGCGCCUCUGCUCCCAGCAGCCCCCUCUCCAGGAAGUGUGUCCUGCGGAGAACCCGCUCUGGGGAUCGGUGCCCCCCUUCCCGUAGUCCUCUGGCGAUGGAGAGCACGGAGCUGACGUCGGCCACCGCAGCUGAGGACGGCUCCCAUCUUCAUGCAGAGGCGGCUCCUCCCCCCCCAGCUGCCCCGACUCGGUGCCCCCUCAGCUCAGCCUUUGGACGGAAGCAGCAUCGGUGCGUGGCCGUGGCUCAGGUCAGCGGCCACCACGAGGGCCACGGCUCAGUCCGCGGGCGUUUGAAGCAGACACAGGAGGAGGCAGAGGUGGCCGGACACUCCCUGCCUGGCUCAGGACGCACAGCCAUCUGCUCUCUCAGCAAGACCCUCGUGCUGGGUGCUGGGUGCCAGUUCUGCUCCCUGGGCAUUUCUGGCUCAGGCAUGGCGGCAGGAACCAUUUCUGCUGGCCAGGCGCUCAAGAAGAGGCAGCCUGCCCGCCUGCCCUGCCUGCCUGCCCUGCCUGCAGAGGGAGGACAUUUCGGUCCUUGCUGGGUGCUGCCUGCUCGUCUCGCGCAGCACAUGCUUACCACCCCCUUCACGAUUGCAAGGAUCGUGUCCUGGGCCCACUUGACCAAGGAGUGGGCGGUCUGGACAGAGGGCUGCCCGCCUUGUUCCGUCCCACCUGAGCAGCCGGUGGCUGAGAAUUUUUCGUUUGGGCUGGCUUCCAAAAACCAGGUGUAUGAGUGCAAUGGGCUGGCUUUAACUCAGUUCCCCGAGGCCCUGUCUGGCCCAGGCACGGCCCUCCUCAAGCGGGUGGAGGGUCAGCCUGAAACGGCCUUUGCUGGGAGGUAG
Euleptes europaea (tarantolino) is the source of this 22860-nucleotide messenger RNA. It is a transcript of the gene PLEC, whose product is annotated as plectin. NCBI's taxonomy places the organism in Eukaryota, Metazoa, Chordata, Lepidosauria, Squamata, Sphaerodactylidae. Bases 1 to 22860 code for a protein of 7619 amino acids. Gene Ontology annotation, biological process: hemidesmosome assembly; wound healing; intermediate filament cytoskeleton organization. Gene Ontology annotation, molecular function: structural molecule activity; calcium ion binding; microtubule binding. Gene Ontology annotation, cellular component: focal adhesion; intermediate filament; cytoskeleton. The record is from RefSeq and is a predicted model, not a curated record. The transcript has 84 exons.